AACUGUGGGUCUUUGUGCAGUCAGAUGCCCAAAGACCAGUACGUACCAGCGUCCCCUCUUUGUUAAGCUUAGAAGCUAGUGUCACUUCCUGCAUAGUUUUACUAGGGGAUACUCACCCCUUUGGAAUCAGGAAUUUCUGAGGUGCAGGCAGGUCACUAAUACCGACUGAAUAUUGCAGGAAUUAGCUUCCCGGCUGCACGUGGUCUUGAAGGGGAAGUCCAGAGGGGCUAAGGCUUAGGGGUGUUGAAGACCAGGAUAUAUUCUCCAACACCAACAGUUUUGAGGAACAGAUGAAUAACCUGCAUUAUUCCAGACACCAGUGAUCUUCAAUCUUUCAAGCAGCAUUUGAGGUUUCAAAAACAGCUAAAAAACACUUGCUUUUUUUUACUACCAAAGCUUACAAAGUACAAAACUGUCAUUUUUUACAGUGAAAUGUAUUUAGAAAAUAAAUGGCAGGUAAUUGAAAAUUAAGCUUAUUAAUGGUACAUAGUUUACAGGGAAGGUUGUUGUAAAAGCACAUUACAGCUCAUAGUGGGGAUAAACUUUACCAGUGGUCAGAAUCUGAAAGUUUUAGUCAAGAAGGCAACUUUUUAAUAUAGACAUGAAAAUACUGAGUAAAUAAACUGCAACAGGUGUUCAGUGUAACCAGAACAAUGAGUAUGUGCAAAAAAGCUGUCAUAUAGAACAUGAAAAAGUUCAUUGCUGACACUUUCUAUGAUUUGCUGAAGGAAAUUAAUUAGCUACUUCAACUGUGGCAUUUUUGUCCUUGCCUUGCAACCAGUGACCUUCAACACCUCCACCUCUACUUCUUACUCUCACCAGAUCUUUCACCCUUCCUGUGUACCACUAAAUUAUUCUUAUGGCUCUAGUGCUUUCUCUGAAUGCCAUUAAACAUUUGAGUUCAUUCAGGAGAUAAACCAUGUCAAUAUUUAAAGUUAAAUAUUUUAAUCGUAAUUGCCCAUACACUGUAAAACACAAAGUUCAUACAGCAGGUGCAACAUAUCAGUGAUCAGAGUGCAAGAACUCAGCACAAAAAUAGCUACCACUAAUGAAAGCUCAUAUGGAAGGAAAACAGUAUCAAUGUUUAGAAUGUCCAAAAUGCUUCUAUCGUAAACGCUCCCUUAUAACACACAUGGCAGUUCAUACAGGAGAUAAACCAUACAAGUGUUCAGAGUGUCUCAGAUGCUUUAGUGUAAAAAGUAAUCUUGUAAGACACAAAAAAAUUCAUACAGGUGACAAACCUUAUCCGUGUUCAAAGUGUCGGAGAUGUUUUAGCACAAAAAGUUCUCUUUUAGAACAUGAAAAAGUUCACACUAGCCAUAAACCAUAUCAGUGUUCAGUGUGUCUGAAAUGCUUUAGCCGUAAAGGGCAUCUUAUAAUUCAUUUAAGAGUUCAUACAGAAGAUAAACCAUAUCAGUGUUCAGUAUGUCUGAAAUGCUUCAGUGUAAAAAGCAAUUUUGAAAAUCACAAGAAAGUUCAUACAGGAGAUAAACCAUAUCAGUGCUCAGAGUGUCUGAAAUGCUUUAGUGUAAAACGCUCUCUUGUUGAACACAAAAAGGUUCAUACUGAAAAUAAACCGUAUCAGUGUUUGGCAUGUCUGAAAUGCUUUAGCCGUAAAGGCUAUCUUAAUAAACAUAAUCUAGUUCAUACAGGAUAUAAACCAUAUCAGUGUUCAGAGUGUCUAAAAUGCUUUAGUGUAAAAAUCAGUCUUAUGAAACACAAGAAUGUUCACACAGGUGAUAAACCAUAUGAGUGUUCAGAGUGUCUGAAAAGCUUUACUGUUAAAACCUCUCUUGUAGAACAUGAGAAAGUUCAUACCAGAAAUAAAUCAUUUCAGUGCUCAGUGUGUUUGAAAUGUUUUAGCCAAAAAGGCAAUCUUAUAAAUCAUAUCAGAGUUCAUACAGGAGAUAAACCGUAUCAGUGUUUAGAAUGUCUAAAAUGUUUUAGUGAAAAAAGCUCUCUUGUAAAACAUGAGAAAGUUCAUACUGGCAAUAAACCAUAUCAGUGUUCAGUGUGUCUAAAACAUUUUAGCCAAAAAUGCCAUCUUGUAAAGCAUACCAGAGUUCAUACAGGAGAUAAACCCUAUCAGUGUUCAGAGUGUCUGAAAUGUUUUAGUGGGAUAAGUUCCCUUGUCAAGCAUGAAAAAAUUCAUUCUGUGUAAAGCACAUCACUGUUCAGUGUCUGAAAGCUUAGAGUUAAAAAUGCUACCUUAAAAUACAUUUUAGAGUUCAUGCAGUUCAAACUGUGUCUGUAUGUCCAUUCUUCCUCUUGUUUUUGGAUAUUUUAUCUUUCAUUGAAAUCUGCUUUUUGCAAAACAGAAAAAGUUCAUUGUUCCACUCAGUUCUUGCAUUCCUUCAAAUAGUAUUUCUACAAUGAUUGUGUUGCUGCACCCAAAGAAAACUGUCAUCUUAGGUCGUGCUGGGUAACUUAUUAGUAGGACAUUGAGUUGCUAUGCUCCUGCCAUCUGGUGGCUAGAGUAUUGUUGAAAGUUAGUAGCAGAUCCUGAAGUGGCAACUGAAUAUGAAUUCUGACAUUUAUUCUGGUUAGUCCUUUAUCAUUGUGCUAUGUGAUGUUAGCUCCAUUGAUGCACUGUUGAUGCAAACAGUUAUGAUAAACUUACCCAGUUAAUUUUGGAUAUGUUAUCUGGGUGAUGCAGACAUUGUUAUGAUGGAGGCAGUGUUACUGGUCACAUUGGUAGCAAAUGUUGCUCAUAAUAAUCUAUAGAUUCUUUUGUUUCAUUCUCAGAGAUGCUUUUCCUUUUCUUGUUCUUUCAUGUUUUAAGACUACCAUCUUCUGGUCUCCAUGUGGUGAUACUGCUCAGGGCUCAAGUUUCUGAAGCUCAAUGCCAUAUGGCUUCAGCUUCCCUCCUGGAUGCAGCCACCUGUUACUUGUUUCUGACUAUAACUUUGGUGUCUCCUUUCAUGAUUUAUGUGUUAUUCUUGUGAUUUUCAUUGAGUGCUCUCUAUAGCCUUGCUAUCCCUACUGCCUCAAAUAUGCUUGUCCUUCCUCUUGCCUCAAUAGAAUAGAGCCCCAUUGCCGGGUUCCUUUGCCUCUCCGAGAUAUCACUUUCCCACCUACUUGUGUCUUUUAAUUUUUUUUGCUUCAGAAAAAUGAAGUUGAUGAUAUCACAUUUUGGUGUUUGCACCAAAAUCUCGCAUGUGGAAAUAAAAUUUCAACCCAGUAGUUGCUGCCACAUUGUGCCCAGAGUAGAAACUGUCCUUGCUCAAUGGCCAUGUAUAUUUUGUAUUUAGUAUUUUACUUGAGUUUUACUUGAACAUUAAAAAGGAAGACUGUUUCAAAUAACUCAAAAUAUGAAGACUACAGUAGACCGUCAUAUCACACAGUAAUUACGUUCCUGAAAACACCAUGUUAGGUAAAUCUAUGUUAGAUAAACUGAGGAACUUAUGGGAAAAAUAAGGUUACAUUCCUAAGACCCCCGAAAAAAACAAACAGCUUUUUUUAGACCUUUAGAUCUUACAAAAAUAAAAGUAAAUAUGUAAUUGUUGUUCAUUGUUGUGAUGUAUUGUGUUGUUUUUACUGCUUGGGAUUACAGUUGCAACAGAAAUAAUGGCAUUUCUUAUGUUAAAUUGUGGAUGUUGGUGUUUGUCAAUGAUUGUGAAGAGAGUGGAGAGUUAUACUGUGACCCUACUGGACUGAAGUGGAUGGUAGAGGUUCUGGUACUGAAGUUGAUGGUUGUACUUGAGUGUGUAAUGGAUUUCUGGGCUGUUUUACCUUGCAGUACAUUAUACAGCUGAUGGUGAGGCAUCAGCUUCUCUAGACACUGUUUCAGAGCAAUGCUAGAUUUGUCAGGGUUGUCUUCAGUGAAAAGUCUAACUUUAAGUCAGUACAGUUAGUAAGUCAGUCAGGUCAGUCAGUAAAUCAGUCAGUCAAGUCAGUAAGUCAGUAAAACAGUCAGUAAGCCACUCAGUGAGAUGAUAUCCUGGGUUAUUCAUUACACAAAGUUGUAUAUUUACC
Molecule: messenger RNA, 3975 nt
Organism: Cherax quadricarinatus
Lineage: Eukaryota; Metazoa; Arthropoda; Malacostraca; Decapoda; Parastacidae
Source: RefSeq, a predicted model, not a curated record